Molecule: messenger RNA, 5901 nt
Organism: Trichoplusia ni (cabbage looper)
Lineage: Eukaryota; Metazoa; Arthropoda; Insecta; Lepidoptera; Noctuidae
Gene: zfh1
Product: zinc finger protein 1
Exons: 4
Coding region: 301-2850 (849 amino acids)
Biological process (GO): anatomical structure development; regulation of transcription by RNA polymerase II
Molecular function (GO): RNA polymerase II cis-regulatory region sequence-specific DNA binding; DNA-binding transcription factor activity, RNA polymerase II-specific
Source: RefSeq, a predicted model, not a curated record
GUCGCGAGAACCGAUGAGAGCAUGUUCGGGUGCUAUGGUGACAGCUACUCGUACCGCCUGUGGAGCCUGGCCAACGUGUGGGGCGCCUGCCGAUGUGAGUAGCGCGCCGCCAGCCACCUGCAGUGCACGUGCACCCCCUGUACUGAAACUAGGACUUUUACCGCUGACGUCAGCGGAGGCUGUGAAAUCUCGGUGUAGUACGACGUAGAUAGGAAUCCGACGCCGCCGCGAAGUGCUUAUCGCGUUGUUAGAUAGCCCGUGGUCGCGGUUAGUGAGGUGUGAGAACAGAGGUGUCGCUCGAUGAAAGUGCAGAGCCCGUUAAUGGGAGUUGGCGGUUGGUACGAAUGCUUGGCGGCCGGUUGGCUUGCGGACAUGAGGAGUAAGCAGGUCCCCACGUCCACCACCUCGGCCAGGCGGCUCGCGGCCUUAAUCCGCCCGCUGGCCAGCGGUGGGUCGGAGAGCAAGCCGUCUGAAGAAGAAGAAGAGCGGGGCGGCUCUCCCCUCGGGCCCGGCGGCCCCUUCUCGUGCAGCCAGUGCCGCGGUGCCUACCCCACGCGCGAGCAGCUCGAGCGCCACGAGACCCUGCACGCGCCCAACACACAGGUGGAUACAGUCAAAUAUUCAUGCAAGAUUUGCCACAAGAGUUUUGCAAACGUGUACAGACUGCAGCGCCACAUGAUAAGCCAUGACGAAAGCGCACUGCUUCGCAAGUUUAAAUGCAAUGAUUGCGACAAAGCAUUUAAGUUUAAACACCAUCUUAAGGAGCACUUGCGGAUACACAGUGGAGAAAAACCUUUCGAAUGUGCAAAUUGCGGAAAAAAGUUUUCCCAUUCUGGUUCUUAUUCCAGUCACAUGACUUCUAAGAAAUGUCUCGUUAUGAACCUUAAAAUGGGAAGAAUAAAACCUAAUAAUCCUGCAUUAAACCCAGAGCGGAGCCCUUCAAGGAAGAGGACGAACGCUAUGGUCGCUUCUCAGUUGAAUAAUAAUAUUUCACCGAAUGGCAACUCAUUUCUUCCCAUGCCUGCUGCGUUUUUUGCAUCAAUGUCUUCGCAAGAAAAUAAUUUUCAUCGUCCGCCACUGGGGCAGCCUGGAAUUCCUUUCUACAUGCCACCCGGUAUGCCUAUGAGCCCAGCCAGUGGUAUAGCUCCUUACAGUAUACCCACAUCCCUUAGCCAGUUCCUAGAGCAACUAGCUUCUUCUCAAUAUCAACAGAGAAAGAUAGAGAAUCCUGUUAGUCCAAAGCGUAGUAGCCCUCAGCUGGGUGAUCCAGAGGAUCUAAUUGAAGAAGUGACAGAAGAAGAUGAUAAACGAUCAGAAGGAAGCGCAGAAUUAGUUAUGGACAUCGAGGAUGAAGAAGCCGUGUCUAUAAAAAAAGAAAAAGAGGACAGAGAGGACGCGAGAUCUCCCUCCCAUAACUUCGAUUCUGUCCCUUUAAAUAACAAUGCCGAAAACCAUUCCGGUUUCAAUUCCAUAUUAGAAUCGGUGAGCGCAUCUGUGACUAAACAUUUCUUCAGGACCAAUAUGGAAAAGCUUUCGCCAGUUUCAGGCAAUAUUUGUCCGAGCAUAGAGUCACCACCUACUUCUCAUGUAGUUGUCAAGGAAGAGCCAGAUGACACACAUCGAUGUUUGAAAUGCAACUUAACUUUUAAUUGUAAAAGUGACCUAUUAGACCACGAAAAGAUGCUUUGUGGAAAUGUAUUUAGAAAACACGAGGGAUUGGCAGCUCAGGUCGCCGAAACGGUAGCUCUUAAUAGAUUAGAAGCUGAAAUGCGCGCUUCUAUACAAAGUGGUGUAAGUGCAAGUGAAGACGAAGACUUUAAUAGAGAGGAUCGGGACGAUAAAAUAUCAAUACACGAUAAUGAUAGAAAAAUCAGAGUGCGUACAGCACUCAGCGAAGAACAACAAACUGUAUUAAAGGAGCAUUACCAAUUAAAUCCCCGACCAAAUCGGGAAGAAUUCAAACGAAUAGCUCAGCAGAUUGGCCUUGAUAACAGGGUGGUACAAGUUUGGUUCCAAAAUAAUAGAGCUCGAGAAAGAAGAAUGACGCAAUCUUUGACUGCAUCAGACCAACCUUUAGAUUUAUCUACAAAAAAGUCUAAUCAGUCGGUGACGUCGAGUCCUUCGCCAUCGCCACCGUGCAGCAUUUCUGUGACACAUUCCGACUCUGAAGAAGCAGUUAACCUAAGUCAGAAAUCUUCCCGUAGUACAACACCUCAUCGCACGAACUAUCUGAAUACUUACCCACAUUCCAAUUGUUCUUCCUCGUCUUUUACCGAUUUUCGAUUGUCACCUUCGCCGGGAGAGAAUAUUAAUGGGCAGAAACGAUUGCUACCACAAAAGUUACAUGUCAAUCCAAUAGUACCAAUGGACAAACUCCUUCAAUACAACGAUAUGGUAAACGCGCGAUCUCCCGUACUAAACAUGCACCUGACAAGUGACAUCAACCGUCAAACUUCAAGUCCAUCAUACGAGAGAGCACCGUGGGAUGAGAUCCAAGCGCCCAACGAUAUCGAAGAUGAAGCAACAGUACUUAAGAAGAGUAAACUUAAACAGGGAGUAGAAUACAAGGAGGGCGAAGGCCAAUUUGUAUGCGACCAAUGUGACAAAACCUUUGUGAAGCAAAGCUCCCUAGCAAGACAUAAAUACGAGCACUCAGGUCAACGUCCUUACAAGUGUGUAGAAUGCCCGAAAGCUUUCAAACACAAACAUCAUCUAACCGAACACAAACGGCUGCACACCGGAGAAAAGCCCUUCCAGUGCUGCAAGUGCUUUAAGAAAUUCUCCCAUUCAGGAUCGUACAGCCAACAUAUGAAUCACAGGUUCGCCAUUUGCAAGCCCUACAGGGAUUAGAUUGCAACUCGUUUCGAUUGGAACAAAAUUUGGUUUAGCUUUUGUUAAAAAAAUAAAUAUUCUAGUGCACUCGUUAAAUUACAAAAGAGCACCAAGAUCUAAAGAGGUUCGUGUUGACUGCUUUGAAUUUUAUCGGUACGCCAAUUGUAAAUAUACUGAAGUUUAACUACAAUAAUUAAUAUAUGAUAUUUUCAAUACUCUAAUUAGCAAGAUUACUGAUACUAAGUAAUGGACUAAAGAUGGAAAUUCUGAAUUCAACUCGUGUUAUUGAACAUUCAUAUGCUCAUCGAUAUUAAAGUAUUCAUUGCCCGGUAUUUUUGUUUCCAACUUAAUUAAGGUCAUUGCUCAAGAUCAUAUUUUAUACUGUAGAACAUACUUAAUUUGGAAUAACUAUUUAUAAUAUUGAUUGCCAAAUAUCCUCCAAAAGUGCCAUAAACUAAGCCAAAAACUUUUAAACAGGUAGUAGGUAUAUUUUAUAUUAUUUAAUCAUACCAAACGGUCAGUACCUGUAGCAUAAUACUCCAACAAAUAACGAUUGUUUUAUUAUUUUUUAUAAUGUAAUGGACUAAAAUCGAUUAAGCUUUAAUAAUAUUAUAAAAAUGAGUCGUCGUUGUUAAAACAUUAUUUUAUGGUCCUGGUUAAGUGCAACUAUUAAGAUUACCUUAUUUACGCUUGGUUUGAUGGUCAAGCAAAUUGUGAACAAUGUAUAUUUAUAAACGGUAUUUUUGGAUCCUUUCCUACCUUUGUAGUAGAAUUGGCGUUAUUGAUUCUUUUAUAAUAAAGCCUGAAGUGUUUAUGUUGUAUUACACAAUGGACAAUUUGAUAAUUAUUGAAACAUAAAUGAAUGUAUAAUAUACAAAUGCCAGCCAUACAUAUAUAAAAUUAAAGCGAAAGUAUUGUGCGCAGUAGCACACUAACGUAAAGGUUAUAUGUGUAUCUAGUGUGUUCCGUUACGAGGUAACAAGUUAUCAGUGCUACUGGCUUGGUUCUCGGUCUUAACUACAAGAGACUCGGUCUUGUCUACAUAAGAGAUCCGCUUUUGAACUGAACAUCAUCAACGUUCACGCUACUUGUUGAACAUCGCAUCUCUCACCGCACUUCAUGAUCCGCAGCUACGACAGGAGUAGGGUAAUGCAACCAACAAGUGACGAGUUGAGCUCAUUUCUAAGAUAAAACAUUAUAAUUAAGAAUUCCAAGAUCCGUAUAUGAAUGGAAAUAUACUCUGUUAUUAAAACAUAUAAAAUUUAAUAAGUAUAAGCUUCUCGUAUUGUAUUAUUAAGUGUUUAGAUAGAUUAAAUCUUAAUUAAGUUUAAAGCAUUCCAUAAUACUCCUAUGGGAUCUCUGCUGUGUUUAAAAAACUCUUUGAAUUAGUCGAAAGAUUACCAUUGAAUAAGUUGUAAAUAUAAUAAUGUACAUAUUAAGAAUUUAUGUGUAAAUAUGAUCGCUUUAUUACUCGAUAAACAUACAUUUGUGAAAUUGUGCGGUGUCCAGGCUGCAGUGUAGCACAAUGAAUAUGGUGACAAUAAAACAUCUGUUUAUUGAACGCAAUAGGAUAAAAUAACUUUUGAACAUAACGUAUAGCGUAGGAUCGAUACUUGUGUAACGUUGAAAAUAUAUUUAAUAUAACGACAAACUUCAAGUAUGCAAAUAACUCGCAAAAUCAUUUUAUGCUAAAUAAUAGCCACGAGUACACACACAUGGGUACAUUCAAUUUAUUGGUAAAUGUACUUAAUUUGAUACGUAGUGUUAAGUACAUACUAUUUCACAAAUUCAUGCUCACUUAUCAUUUGAUACUAAAACUAAUCAAUUUUAUCUCAUUGUUUAUCACAGCAGUAUAUUAGAUCAGAAAGUUCCUAAGCAAAAAAUACAAUAAGAGAUACCUAAAUGAUUAUUUCUAUUCUAUAUUUUAUAAAUUUAAUAUAAGUAGAUAAAUUAAUUUUAAAGGUUUCUGAGCAACGAAUUACAUAAAUUAUUACAAGCAGUAUAUACCUCAUUCAUCUAGUGUACGUUAGGUAUCAUGCACACAGUAUUCAAAACAUUUGUCGCAACUGAAUUUCAUUGUCAUUAACAAUAUAUUACCAAAUUAAAACACAGACCAGAGAAUACGUAUAUGGAGUGUAGUGCCUUACAGCAUUCCAAUCAAUGACUAAUUGAAAAAAAAAGAGAUUUUAUACCCGUACUGAAGAUAUUUACAGCACGAGAGGUUAUGUCAGCUUCAUUCCGAAUCCGGUUGGUUGGGCUCCAUCUACCUAAUAUAAUCUAGUCUGUGAUUUCAAUGUUCCAUAUAAAAAACAACAGUAUUCAACUUGUGUUUUUUUAAUAAAAACUUUUACAACUCAAUCCAAAGUUAUCUGAAUAGUUGUAUUAUGUACCUAUAACUAAUAUUAAACUAUUGUAGGUAAUCGGAAUAAGCGAUCCUGUUUGAGUAACAUACUCGACAUUAUUAUAUUUUUAUUAUUUAAUUUAGUUUUAAGCAAUUCCAGAUUGGGAGCGGUGGGCUAGACAAACCAAAGAUUACUUAUGUGUAUAGCAUGGCGUGGAAAACUGUACAAUAUAAAUAACCCGUCAUUUUAGGUUUAGAUUAGUUUAAGUUGUGCCAAAUAUUAAUUUUAAGGCUUCAAAUUUAGGUUUUAUAUGAAAAUUUUAUUUUUACAUAAAAAGGCAUGAUGUACUAUAUUAUAACAGAUUUUGUUACUUGUGCAAUAUAAAUCUUGCAUAUUAUGGUAUUUCCUUCUUUACGAAUGUGUAUAGUUGAAAACACAAUAUUAUACAUAUAAUUAGGUGUAACAUUUAGCCAAUGUGAAUUCCUAUUGCCAUAUUUGUCUUUGUUGUAUUUUGUAAGAUGUGUGAUUAGACAUGGACGGUGGGACAGCAAGUGCUGUAUUAUUGUUAAAAUAAGUAAACUUUAGAUUGUUAAACUUACCUAUAGAUUAACAUGUGUUAAAAUAUUGCCUAUAUAAAUUAUAGUAAUUCAUUUUACUUGAUAUUAUAAUGUAUAUUGAAUUUAUGAACAUUAAAAAUAUAUAUAUUGACAAUUCAAUGCAAACCGCA